This is a messenger RNA of Ogataea philodendri, 1362 nucleotides long. RefSeq lists its product as uncharacterized. The transcript has 3 exons. The record is from RefSeq and is a predicted model, not a curated record. NCBI's taxonomy places the organism in Eukaryota, Fungi, Ascomycota, Pichiomycetes, Pichiales, Pichiaceae. Bases 1 to 1362 code for a protein of 453 amino acids.
AUGCACUGCGUCUGUACGGUGUCUGCGUCCUUUGGCGUGGCGUCGAUCUUCUCCUUGGCCUUGUCGAACUUGAAGUUAAGCGGAGAGCUGGUCUUGGAGCCCUUGAGAAUGUUGUACACUUCCGGGUCAUCUUCGAACUGGCCGUCCACGGGCUCGUCCUCCUCGUCAUGCGUGAACAGGUUGUUGAUCCAUUGGUCGUUCGGCGACGUCUUGCUAGGAGACCCCGGCUGCUCCACGUUGCUGAACGACUCGAUCAGACGGUGCAACCCCGGCGAGAUAUCGUGGACCAUCAGCGACUGCGGCUGGUUCUCGCUCUGCGGCGGCGAGACGUUCUCCUUGUCGUCCUCAUCCAGCGGGAUCAGCGUCGUGUUCAGCUUCGUGGCGUUGAUAGGAGAAUCUUCGUCGCUCGACUCUCUCUGUCGUUUGCGCGCUGCGACAGUUAAACUAUCCGGAACAGGAGACGUUUUCGCGUACGGACUGUCCACCAGGCCCUUCAAGCCAAGCUCUCCACGGUCUCUGAGGCUCUUUGUGUCGUUCUUGGCCUGCAACGACGAGCAGAUCUGGCACAGCAGGCCGGAGUUGCCAAACUCAAAUAAUCCGUCUCUAUGGAAUUUGUAUGGUGGAUUUGACGUGGACGUGCAGUUGAUACAGCGCUGCACCGACGACUGUUUGGCCAUCUUAGCGCGGUUGUUGGUGCUGACGUCGCCGAUCUUGACCACGCUCGCAAUGAAGCUCUUGUUCUUCUUGGCCUUUGUUGGCGGAUCCGUGGCCUUCAUGAGCUUCUCGAGCAGGCUCGGACGGCUCGCUCGCCAAGAACGUCGGACUGCUGCUGUCAGAGUUGCUGCUGUUGCCAACAUCCGGCUUGGAAAAGGCGUACAUCACUGGGUUUUUGGAAACAGCAUUGAAUCGGAGCUUCACUUCCAAAGUAUCAACCCCAACUCCAGAACCGUUAAUAAUGUUGACAAAGUUUUUGCAAACACGUCCAGUGAUGAUCACAGGCGUCCUGCGGUCCAUCAACUUGGAGUAAAGCCCAAACCCAACAAAAGGCUCAUCGGGUUCGACAACGUCUUUGGAAUAUAUCGAAUAGUCCAGCCGAUCUCGGAAACACUCUGGAGACAUGGUCUGAAUAAGCUCCAGACAUUUGCGGAUGUCGAUACACCCAAUAACAGCGCCAUUGUGAGGAGGCAUCUGAGGCAGCUGGAUGAUUUUGGACGAAAGCGGACGCUUCGACCGCACCAGGAACUGCGUGGUGUUGUCAAACGUGUACAACACCUUAAGUGUCACGCUUUGCGUGUAUGUCUGUACCUGGUUGUUACUCAUGACGAGCAGUACAGUGUUAAAAAACUUGUAAACAAUUCUUAA